Molecule: messenger RNA, 2760 nt
Organism: Vigna angularis (adzuki bean)
Lineage: Eukaryota; Viridiplantae; Streptophyta; Magnoliopsida; Fabales; Fabaceae
Exons: 2
Coding region: 1-2760 (919 amino acids)
Molecular function (GO): nucleic acid binding
Source: RefSeq, a predicted model, not a curated record
AUGUACUGCAGAAAGAUGGCUGCGUAUGCUCAUGAUGAGGAGCUACUCAUCCAUGUUUUCCAGGAAAACCGUCUGCAGCUGCAACAUAUGACAAAAAAGGACAAUGAAACUUUCAAAGAGUACGCCCAACGAUGGAGAGAGUUGGCUGCGCAAGUUGAGCCGCCGUUGAUUGAUAAGGAGAUGGUGUCGAUGUUCGUAAACACACUCCAGCCGCCAUUUUAUGAGCAUAUGGUUGGGAAUGUAUCUGUCAAUUUUGCUGACACCAUCAUCAUUGGUGAAAGGAUAGAAAUUGGAUUGAAAAACGGAAAGAUAGCAUAUGGCCCACCCGCAGCUACAAACUACAAAAAGCCCAGCUUCAAUCAGGGGAAGAAAAAAGAGGGGGAGGUACAUGCUGCGUCGGUAAUGAUGCCUGUUUGGAGAGGACGAGCUCCCGAUCCUAAUUAUCGACCGUACUUAAACCCACCUCCUUAUGCUGCAAACACCACGUUUGCUCACCAAGUUAGGCCUCAACAACAACAAGCGUAUUAUCCACCGCAGCGUAUCCCAACCGAAGCUUUAAGACCGGCUACAAACAUGGGCCCAAAUCUGAAUGUGGGUCACAACAACAACCCAAGGGGAAAUCAAUUUGUUAAGUUCACUCCAAUCCCUAUGACUUACACUGAAUUGUUACCUAACCUAGUCAAAAAGGGUCUGGUCGCCAUUUGCCUGAUGAAGCCUGUACAGGCGCCGUACCCUAGGGGUUAUGACGCAAAUGCCAGGUGUAGUUAUCAUGCAGGAGGCGUUGGCCACUCGACUGAAGGAUGUUUCGCUCUCAAAUACAAAGUUCAGGCUCUGAUAGAUUCGGGUUGGUUAAAGUUUCAAGAGGACCAGCCCAGCGUCGAUACUAAUCCAUUGUCCGGGCACGGGAGUUCCUCGACGAACGCCGUCGAGGUUGGUAACCAUGAUCCGAUAAGAGAUGUGGGCGAAAUCCGAAGUUCUAGGAGGUUUAUCUUUGAAGCUUUGUUGAAGAAAGGCCUAGUGAAGGGCGAUUAUGAUCUGGGUAUAGCGUGCGCACUCCAUCCGGAGGCCGGGCACUCUAUUGAGGAAUGUAUGGAAUUCGAGAUUUUUCUACAAGACUUACUUGAUAGAAAUCUGAUGCAAGUGUGCCGCAAGGUCAGAGAGGAAGAAGUAUUUGCGCAAAUUGGUGGAGAAGCUGAUGUGACUCUACCCGAACCUUUGGUGAUCCAUUUUACUAGGACCACACCUGCACUGGUAACCGAAGGAAAUCCAUCUGUUGUCAUCCGAGUGCCAACUCCUUUCCCUUAUAAGAACGAGAAAGUCGUCCCAUGGAGAUAUGGGGCAACUGUAUUAGAUGAGGGAGAAUAUGCAAAUCCAACUGUGGAAAACAUAUCAGGCAUUGGUGGAAUGACCAGAAGUGGUCGAAUCUUUACACCACCGGAAUUGUUGAGAACCAAAGGUAGGGAAGCAACAAUGGCUGCAAAAGCAAAAGAGUUCUUGAAGGGGAAGAACGUGGAGGCCGAGGAGACCCCCGACAAAGAGGAGAAGAAAGAAAUAUCUGAAGAAGAAGUUGGUGAAUUCCUAAAGUUCAUACAACAGAGUGAGUACAAAGUGGUGGAACAGUUGAACCGCAUGCCUGCCCGGAUCUCCUUGCUAGAAUUACUCAUGCACUCUGCUUCCCACCGAAAGUUGUUGAUGAAGAUACUCAGUGAGGCUCAUGUGGAGCAAGGUAUUUCUUUGAACAAGUUCGAGGGCAUUGUUGGCAACAUCGUUGCUAAUAAUUACCUCACCUUCACUGAUGAAGAGAUACCUGUUGAGGGGAGAGGUCAUAACAAAGCUCUUCAUGUCUCUGUGACAUGCCUGGAUCAUAUGAUAGCACGUGUCUUAGUGGAUAACGGAUCCUCCCUAAACGUCAUGCCAAAAGCAACCUUGGAGAAGCUACCCAAUGACGGAACGCACAUGAAGCCAAGUUCUAUGAUUGUGAGAGCCUUUGAUGGUAGUAAGAGGGAAGUGAUGGGAGAGGUAGAACUACCAGUCCAAGUCGGUCCGUGUGUCUUUCAAGUGACAUUCCAAGUCAUGGACAUCCUCCUGGCCUAUAGUUGUCUGUUGGGUCGCCCAUGGAUCCAUUCUGCAGGGGUUGUGCCUCCUACACUACAUCAAAAGUUGAAGUAUGUUAUGGGAGACAAGCUGGUGAUAGUGGCAGGAGAGGAGGAUUUCUUGGUGAGCGGACCAUCAUCCUCCCGUUAUAUUGAAGCAGCCGAGGAAGCUCUCGAGACAGCUUUCCAAUCUCUGGAGAUCGUGGGAAACACCUAUGUAGAGCCAUUUGUGGUCAACCCGCAUCUGUCGCGUGCUUCUAUCAUGAUGGCCAAAGUCAUGCUAAAAGAAGGUUACAUGCAUGGGAAAGGUUUGGGCAAGUGUGGACAGGGGCGAGCAUUCCCUCUGGAGGUCGUCGAGAACAAGAAUAGGUAUGGCCUGGGAUACAAGCCCACCAAGGAGGAUAGGAGAAGACUGAUAAAAGAAAGGAGAGAACGCAGUCUGGCUCGGGUGGAAAGACGGGAGCCUAAAGUGGGAAGAAUUCAUAUCUGUGACCUCAAGGAGAGCUUUCGCAGCGCUGGUUGGGUUAACGCUGGCCACAUAGCAGCUGUGGGAGAUGAAGAUGGAUUGGAAGGCUCUAGUUUUGUGUGGGCCUGCUCCCCGGGUGCACAACUCGACAACUGGAAGAUGCUGGAUUUGCCCGUGAUGCUUAAUUUGAAUAAGAUGUAA